CAUGGUUUGACUCGAGUUAGAUGUAAAUUUGACUCCGACAAUGGCGGGGUUGGGCAGCAGACGUGGGCCGUUUAAGCCCGGCGACGUCCAACCAAAUCCGGUUAGGCCUCCCAUGUGCUUGCCUCCGAUGUCGCAGAGGUCGGCCAAAGCCGCACCGGAGCCGCGACCACUUCGCCGUGACAAGGCACAUGAAGAGCGAUUGGUGCUGGAAUCUGCUCUGGCGUUUGAGCCAGUCAGCUCCCCUGAGCUUCCCUUGAAGCUGAGCAAAGUACAAUGCCAUGAGGGUUCGAUUCCAGAGCCACGUGACUCAGAUAGGCCCCCGUUGCGACUGCGGCUUCGGAGAAAAGGGGUGACUGUUGCUGAAGUGCAGCUAGAUCCUUCCAUGACAGUUCAGGAGCUAAAGGAAGGUGUGGCAGCAAAGCUCGAUGCUGCACCAGAGGACCAGCGCUUCUUUUGGUGCAUGCAGUGCUUGCCAGACUACAGCAGCUUGCAAGCCUGUGGCCUGGUUUCUGGUGAGCACGACAUCUCUGUGAUCCCAGAACUUUCACAUCAUCACACAGGAGUGCCACUCAUUUGCGCAAGAAGAGGCCUGAAUAUGGUGCCAUCCGGGCCGUCCUUGCCAUGGAGACCUUCCAAGUUCUCCAAGAUCAGACAUGAGGACUUGGAGCUCUACUUUGGUGACGCCGCACCUUUAGCUCCUUUGGAGCCUGAAGAUUAUCUAAGAUAGGCCCUUCUGCGCUGAGUCUCGGCAAAGGAUAUCAAUACCAUAAAGGCAACAGCACUCAAAGCAGUGAAUUUUGAGUCGGGGUAGAUAUAGCCUGGCACCAGAACAUUGCCGUACGUAUGUAGUCCGCGUAUUGAUCAG
This is a messenger RNA of Durusdinium trenchii, 865 nucleotides long. Lineage: Eukaryota; Dinophyceae; Suessiales; Symbiodiniaceae. The record is from the annotation of a GenBank genome assembly.